Molecule: messenger RNA, 847 nt
Organism: Bombina bombina (fire-bellied toad)
Lineage: Eukaryota; Metazoa; Chordata; Amphibia; Anura; Bombinatoridae
Gene: MYL11
Product: myosin light chain 11
Exons: 7
Coding region: 62-574 (170 amino acids)
Biological process (GO): skeletal muscle tissue development
Cellular component (GO): cytoplasm
Molecular function (GO): calcium ion binding
Source: RefSeq, a predicted model, not a curated record
ACUUCCCUCUCAUGUCACUCUCUCCUUCUGCACAGGACAAGCACCAACAACAACCGAGGACAUGGCACCAGCAAAGAAGGCCAAGAGAAAGGCAGCAGAGGGUGGUUCCUCCAAUGUUUUCUCUAUGUUUGACCAAACCCAGAUCCAGGAGUUCAAGGAGGCUUUCACAGUGAUUGAUCAGAACAGAGAUGGCAUCAUUGAUAAGGAAGACCUAAGAGACACAUUUGCCGCUAUGGGACGUCUGAACGUGAAGAAUGAGGAGCUUGAUGAGAUGAUUAAGGAGGCAUCUGGACCUAUUAACUUCACCGUCUUCCUGACAAUGUUCGGCGAGAAGCUGAAGGGUGCUGAUCCAGAGGACGUCAUCACUGGGGCGUUCAAAGUGCUUGAUCCUGAAGGCAAAGGCUCCAUCAAAAAGCAGUUCCUUGAGGAGCUUCUCACCACUCAGUGUGACAGAUUUACCCCAGAGGAGAUUAAGAACAUGUGGACAGCAUUCCCCCCUGAUGUGGGCGGCAAUGUAGACUACAAGAACAUCUGCUACGUGAUCACCCACGGAGAGGAGAAGGACCAGGAAUAAAUGGGACCCUAUUCAAGCCCUUUGGGGGUGCAUAUGGCACAUCCCGUGCACCCCAACCUGCUGUAUAUUGCGUCUUAUUUUAUAAACUCAUCCAACCAAAGACACCACUGUAAUUUAUUUCUUCUGGGGUUUCCUGAAAGGAAGACCCCAGUGUGUUCCCUUCCCCUCCAUCCUCUGUCUCUCUCCUGCACACUUUGCUCUUGGAUGUCUUAACUGGAACUGUGGAAUCCUGGGGGGGAGAACAAGCUCAAUAAAAUCAACUUUUUAUUCUAA